This is a messenger RNA of Nerophis lumbriciformis (worm pipefish), 2002 nucleotides long. NCBI's taxonomy places the organism in Eukaryota, Metazoa, Chordata, Actinopteri, Syngnathiformes, Syngnathidae. The record is from RefSeq and is a predicted model, not a curated record.
CUGUAAAAAAAACCGUGUAAAUCGUAAAUCGUGGCAGAGUUAGCUGACGUCAGUGAAACUUUGUAAACGGACCCCUCUCGACUUUACCGAGUUUUAAAUAUCCGCCCACCCGCUGCUGAGAAGAUGCACUAAACGAACGCCUAUUUCUAUUACCAAUCAUACACUGAUUACUUUACACUAGCAAUACAUUUGUCAUAUUUUAAUGACCACCAAUUGCAGAGGAGUCACACUUUAAUGUGCCGCAAUACGUCCAAAAGUAGAACCAAAAGAACACGGAAGACCAACGAUGGCAAGUUUGACUGACAGUUUGCUUUGUGAAAACAAAGAUUCGAACGUGGAACGUUCAGGUGCCAUGAGCAACGAGCUCAACGUGCCCAUGGGGUCCCCGGCCCCGGGGGCCUCCGAGCGUGCCCCAGACGGCGGGGGCAUGGACUACAGGGACUGGGUGCGGCGCAGCUACCUGGAGCUGGUGAGCUCCAACCAUCACUCAGUGCAGGCGCUCUCCUGGAGGAAGCUCUACCUGAGCCGGGCCAAGCUCAAAGCCUCCAGCCGGACCUCGGCGCUCCUCUCGGGCUUUGCCAUGAACGACAGCAAUUGCAUGCAUCCGGGCACAGCUGCACACGUCCAUGGUAGCAAACAUGGCGCCUGUUGUUUAAUUGGCCGUACGCUUUAUACACGACUCUGGAAAACACUUCCCCCUUCCAUUUCUGUUACGGUCAAGUGUCUCCAAAGGGUGGCCAUGGUGGAGGUGCAACUGGAGAUGGACUACCGCUACCCGCUGGCGCUCCUCAUCGCCUUCAGCGUGUGCACCACCGUGCUGGUGGCGGUGCACCUGUUUGCGCUCCUCAUCAGCACGUGCAUCCUGCCCAACGUGGAGGCGGUCAGCAACAUCCACAACCUCAACUCGGUCAGCGAGUCGCCGCACGAGCGCAUGCACCACUACAUCGAACUGGCCUGGGGCUUCUCCACGGCGCUGGGCAUCCUCCUCUUCCUCGCCGAGGUGGUGCUCCUCUGCUGGAUCAAGUUCCUGCCCGUCAAAACCACGCCGGCGCCCGCCGCCUCGGACGCGGGGAACAAGGGCUGGCAGGCGGCGCUGGCCUCCACCAUCAUCAUGGUGCCCGUGGGCCUCAUCUUCGUGGUGUUCACCAUCCACUUCUACCGCUCGCUGGUGCGCCACAAGACGGAGCGCCACCACCAGGAGAUCGAGGAGCUGCACAAGCUCAAAGUGCAGCUGGACGGCCACGAGCGAGGCCUGCAGGCCGUGUGAGGUCACGUGACCGGACUGGCGCUCUUCCCCCUUAUUGGUGAAUUUACAAACACAUGCCAACAUGGCCGACUGCUUAUUUCCUGUUGCGCACUCAGGAAGCAAACAUUAAUUACAGUUAUUGACGUGUAAGAACGAUACUCUGCUCUGUGGUGCCGCCCUGCUGGUAAGCGAGCACAAGUACACUCAUUUCAUUGACUUUACUUCCAAGCUCAAGAAUUACAACUGCUCAAUUUUUACAUCUUUUUGCUGCACACAAGUCUUAAUCGGAGCUCGGUCAGUUACACUGUUUUUUGUUUAUUUUUUAGUUUCAAGCCUUCUGAUGGUGCUUUAAGUGUUGGUCUUCCAGUUGCUCGUGUCAGAGCUCCAAAAAGGGCAUUGGUCGUUCUUCUGCGACUCGUUGUCGCCCACACAAGGCUAAGUUACAAAGUGCACUUUUAAACCGUGUUUACACUUAUUUAUAUUUCCUUACUGUAUGAACGGGACACUUUUUAAAACCCUGCGUUGGUAAAAAAAAAAAAAAAAAAAGAGGCGUCAUAAAUGAAUAAAUAAAAAAAUACAAAUAAAAGGUCAGUGUAAUUGUGAAUGUACUUUUUUGCCUUAUUUAAGCUUUGGUUUACUGUCUUCAUAUUUCUGAUUACAUUCCUAACACAUCUGAAAUGAGCCUGAUUUAUCCAUUGUUUACCCAUCCUUCAAAAUAAAAGCUCACUAUAGUCCGUUUUGCAUAUCUUUGUUCUG